Cryptomeria japonica (Japanese cedar) is the source of this 1507-nucleotide messenger RNA. Its product is annotated as mitochondrial outer membrane import complex protein METAXIN. The coding region runs from base 125 to 1147 and encodes 340 amino acids. Lineage: Eukaryota; Viridiplantae; Streptophyta; Pinopsida; Cupressales; Cupressaceae. The record is from RefSeq and is a predicted model, not a curated record. The transcript has 7 exons.
UUGAUAGACAUUUUUACAUAGAUACCGUCAUUAACGUUUUUUCAUCAUUUGUACAAUUUUCCCAUCUGCAAAAGGAGCUGGAGACUAGAGAGAAGCUCAAGAACGAACUGAAGAGGAAGGAAAAAUGGAGCAAAAAGAGCAGGAACAGCCAGGUAGAGACAGAGAUGAAUUAGUCCUAUAUGUAAGAAAAUCAGUUUAUGGCCUGCCCACUGCAUGUCCAAUCUGCCUUCCUGCUUACAUCUAUCUCAGACUUGCCAACAUCUCCUUCACUACUUAUUAUGAUGUCAAUAGUCCGGACUCGGAGGAUCUACCACUGGUCGAAGUUGGCAGUUAUGCAGGAUUCAACAGUGAAGCUGGUGGAAUUUUUGAAUUUCUUAAAAAAGAGAACAUUGUUGAUUUGGAUUCUGAAAUUCCUAGCUACAGUUUUCCAGAUUUGAUGGCAUCCAAGGUAUUGAUCAGUUCGUGGCUUGCUGAUGCAACUUUAUAUGAGCUCUGGGUUAAUUAUAACGAGAAUGUUGCAAACGAGAUUUAUUUUUCUGAUCUCCCCUGGCCAAUUGGUAAGAUUAUCUAUUGGAAACAAAAGAGAGCUGCAAUGCAGCGUCUUGGGAUAAAUUCCAGCAAUUGUCAAGAAAAAGAAGCAGAGCUAUACAGGAAUGCAGGUGCAGCAUAUGAGUCACUUUCAACAAAGUUGGGCGAUCAAAAGUUCUUCUUAGAAAAUAAGCCUACAAGUGUUGAUGCAUAUUUUCUGGGGCAUGCUUUGUUUGUUCUUCAGACUCUGAAUGAUUCAUCCAAAUUGAGGCAAGAGUUAAUGAAACAUGGUAAUCUCAUUAGAUAUACUGAGAAUCUGAAAACUGAAUUCCUUGAGGCCAGCAGUUCAUCAGCACCUCCAAGGUCUUCCCCACAUUUUGCCAGCAGCUCAAGGACAAGUAGAUCACGCACUUCAUCUGGAGGUGCCAAAUAUAGGGGUUCAAAGGAGAAGCAAACACAACCAAAAACAGAAGAAGAAAAGACUUUCAAGAAGAGAGGCAAGUACUUCUUGAUUACGCAAUUUGUUGCAAUAGUUGUGUUCUUGUCACUUAUGGGAGGUAUUGAAACUGGAGGAGAUGAGGCUGAAAUGGAGGAGGAUGGAUUCUUUUCUGACGACUAGAAAUUGGAAAAUCUUUAAGUGAAUCUUUGCUGAGAUAAUGUUCAAAAUCUGUUACCUAAGUUGCUCAAGGCAAUUAUACCUGUGAAUUCAAAUUUGUAUUUCAAGAGGAUUAUUUCAUUUUGAACAAGGAAAUAAUUUCACCACAUCAAGGGCGGCUACAUUUAAUUCUUGCAGAGAAUGGUGAGUUGUAUUUUUCCAAAUCAGAUUUAAUUGUAAGGUUUGACCAGCCAGGACAUAAGGACGGUAACUUCAUAAACCAUUUAAAAUUCUUUGGAGUUGCUUGCAGGAAAUGGACACAUUUAAUACGGCAGAUAAAUGCAAUUUUGCACACUAAUUUAUUUGGUUUGCACCUUCUCUUCA